AUGCUGUCUAAAGCGUCAAGGUGGAUUGCCAGGCCUGGCAUCAUUUUGGUGAUUGCUCUCCUUUGGUGGCUGUACAACCGAGUUGUACGGCGGUUAAUUACUUCCAAACCGACGAGAUCGGUUCCAACAAAGGUGAGCUCCCUUGACAUUACGAAAGUGACAGACGCGCCUCCAACAGAGACACACCGGUUAGUUAAACAGGAUACCACGAGCGAAAAAGCAAGUCUGCAAGAGCCAAAAAGAACGAAGAGGGAGGAUGAGGAUGAGGAUGUGGAUGUUGCUGAUAAUUUUGUGGACGAAGAUGAUGUCGCGACGGCAACCGCUUUCCUUGGGUUCUCGAUCCUAGACGACGUUGAGGAUGGUGCGCUUGUGGUGGACGGCCUCUUCCGAAACGGCCCCGCUUACAAGGUUGGGGUCUGUAUAGACGACCAACUCACGGCGAUCAAUGGGGAGGCCGUCUGCGACAUACAAAUGGCGCGCAAACUGAUUUCAAUGCACUGCAUCCCUGGUGAAGUUGCGUCGAUGUUGUUCCGUCGCCCGAAUGGGGAGAGGUUUGCUGUGCAGUUGCGUGUCAUGACGGCGGAGCCACGCUUUUCCGGGAACCCGUUCUACUUUGACCCGUAUACACACGAGAUUGAGGAAAGUGGACGUGAAAAAAAACUUUCUUGGGCGUGGCCGAGCGAGAAUUUAUAUUUGCACAGAUGA
Molecule: messenger RNA, 705 nt
Organism: Trypanosoma grayi
Lineage: Eukaryota; Euglenozoa; Kinetoplastea; Trypanosomatida; Trypanosomatidae
Product: kinetoplast DNA-associated protein
Exons: 1
Coding region: 1-705 (234 amino acids)
Molecular function (GO): protein binding
Source: RefSeq, a predicted model, not a curated record